This is a messenger RNA of Lethenteron reissneri (Far Eastern brook lamprey), 1813 nucleotides long. Its product is annotated as integrin alpha-V-like. Lineage: Eukaryota; Metazoa; Chordata; Hyperoartia; Petromyzontiformes; Petromyzontidae. Gene Ontology annotation, molecular function: integrin binding. Gene Ontology annotation, biological process: cell-cell adhesion; integrin-mediated signaling pathway; cell adhesion mediated by integrin. Gene Ontology annotation, cellular component: external side of plasma membrane; integrin complex. The record is from RefSeq and is a predicted model, not a curated record.
GUGGCGCGCGGCGUGAAACUUCGCUCCACGUCGCUUGCCUCGCCACCACCACCACUGCCGCCACCACCACCACCGCCGCUGUUGUUGUUGCUGUUGCUGCUCUUGCGCCGACAGCAGAGCGGGGCAGCAGCAGCUCUCGUCUCGGCGACCCGCCAACGGGGGCAGGCUGGGGGAGGCCGGGCAGCAGGCAGCCGAGACUCUCGCACGGGCACGAGACUCUUUUCUGCACCCAGGGCGGCCAUGGAAGAAAAGGAAAAGACGCUGGUGAAAAACUGGCUCUCUGAGUUCAAGGGGCUGCCGGAGGUGGCGGUGGCGGCAUAUGCCGAGAGGGUGCAGGAGAAGGCGAGCGUCGUGCCAGCGCUGUACAGCGCCAUGCGCGACAUGGGCACAGAGCUGCUGGAGCCCAUCUGCCACCAGCUGUUCGAGUUCAUCCGAAGCGGCGAGGCCGCCCUGCACAGGUUCGCGUUGCAGUUCGUGCCGGAGCUCAUCUGGCGCCACCUGUCGGCCGUGGCCCGGAGGGACAAGCCCAGCCAGGGGAGCGUGGAGGCCCUGCUCCUGGGCAUCUACAACCUGGAGACGGUGGAUGAUGAAGGAAAGCCGAAAGUUCUGUCAUUUACCGUGCCUUCUCUGUCCAAGUCGUCCAUUUACCACGAGCCAUGCAGCAUUGGCUCCCUGGCGCUGACGGAGGAAGGUCUGAGCCAGCGUGGCGCCGGCAAGGCCGUGUACGCGGACUCCUACCCACAGCGCGAGUCCAUCACGGCCCAGAACAGUUUAACAUACAAGCCUGAGCUGAGCCUGAGCAUUGGCGACCGAGCCAGAGCCGAGCAGGUGACUCAGAAUAGGGCUCUUGUUCUUGUCUCCACAGAUUUGUUGGUGGGGGCUUUUGGAGUGUCCAAGGCCGUGCUGUACAGGGCCCGGCCGGUCGUGAUCCUGGACGUGGAGCUGCAGCUGCUGCCGCAGAUGAUCAACACCGAGAGCAAGGACUGCAAGAUGCCCGGCUCGGGUGCCCCUGUGUCAUGCUUCACAGUCAAGGUCUGUCUCUCAGCGGUUGGCAAAAGUGUUCCUGCAACAAUGGAGGUAGAUUUCCAGGUGCAGCUCGACCGGCUGAAGCUGAAGGGCUCGGGGCGACGGGCCCUCUUCCUGCUGUCCCAGACGUCGCUUCACGAGCAACGGCUCAGCCUGGCCAACCGGGCCCGGCCGCACUGCGUGGCCCUGCUCGCCUUUCUCAGGGGCGAGUCGGAGUUCCGUGACAAGCUCACGCCAAUCUCCGUGGGCCUCAACCUCAGCCUGGAUGAGCAGGCGAGGCGGGGCCCUCACGGCCUCCACCCCGUCCUCCACCCCUACAGCCCGCAGCACGUCAGCAAGCAGGCCUACAUCUUGCUUGACUGUGGUGAGGACAAUGUCUGCAUCCCCAAGCUGAAGCUCUCGGUCACGUGGGACCGCAAGGCGCUGCUGGUGGGGGAGGAGAACCUGGUGACGCUGGCGCUCGUGGCACGGAACGCGGGCGAGGGCGCCUACGAGGCGGAGCUCGUCCUCGUGCUGCCCCCCGAGGCCGACUACGUGGGCAUCGUCCGCAACGAGUCGCUGACUUUGCUGAGCUGCUCCUACAAGGCUGAGAAUGCAUCCCGGAGCGUUCUGUGCGACCUGGGCAACCCCAUGGCCGGCCAGAGCAGCAUAGCGCUGGGCCUGCGAUUCAGCGUCAAGCGGCUGGAGCAAGCGGGGCCCAACGUCACGUUCGAGGUGCACGUCAGGAGGUGGGAGCCAUUGUGACGCGCAGCGGAGCACGCGCGUGCUGCGCGCACGUGACCGGACG